UACGCGUAAAUAAAAUGCUAUGCAUGUGUUAUGCUUUAUAAUGCAAAUUGGAUCUUCAAGUAUGGUAUGCUUUAUUAUGCUGCACGUUAAAUGAUUUACGCUUGAUUACGCUUAUUUACGCUUGAAUGCUUUACGCUGAUAAGUUUAUGCCUGUGAUUGAUGCUUGCGUCUGUUGGGGGAGGCCUCCCUCAACAGUACGAUGCCGUGUCCGCUGAGGAGGGCCUUCCUCACGGCGCGAUGCCCGUGUCCGCUGAGGGAGGCCUCCCUAGCGGCGCGAUGCCAGUAUUCCAGUGUUACAGCGUCUAUUGGGGGAGGCCUCCCUCAAUAGUACGAUGCCGUGACCGCUGAGGGAGGCCCCCUUCACGGCGCGAUGCCCGUGUUCGUUGGGGAAGGCCUUCUCCACGACACGAUGCGUGUUGAUGAUUGUUAAUGAUGAAGAAUGCGCUCAUGCUGUUUAUGAAUAUGGAAAUGUUUAAUGAGCAAAGGAUUUGAAAGAAACUUAUGCCUCUUAUGCGAAGUUGUGUUUUGUUGUUGAUAUUAUGUUAUAUGCUUGGCACUGCCCACUGAGUACUCUUGUACUCAGCCCUUCGUAUGUUUAUGUUUGUGCAGGUUGAGAUGUGAUGGGCGAUGAAGUGUUGCUGAGUGGAGUUUUUGUUGAACUUAAAGUAGGCUCAGAAAGGAUACAUGUCUUCAUACAUGUAUCUCAGUUAUGCAUUCCGCUGUAAACACUGAUUAUUUCAGUUACACCUUCCGUUGCAAACUCUGAUAAAGUUUUACUCAAGCCUCUAACGAUGCCUUUUUCCUUUUUAAGGAAUAUAACGCGUAUACAAGUUCUUUGAGUACCCUUUUUAUGCGAACUAUGCCUUUUUCCUUUUUAAGGAAUAUUUCACGCGUAUUCAAGCUCUUUGAGUAUUCUUUUAUGCACCCCUUUCUAAACCCGCUCCUUAAUUUCCCUUCCCCAGUCAUGGUUUUCCCGGAUUAAUUAUCCUUAAUUAAGGCCGGUCGUGACAGAGUGGUAUCAGAGCAGUUCGUUUGCUCUGAGCCUAAGAGUUUAUUUAAGCCAAACUUAGAAUGGAUCACUAAAGAGUCUAGAGUUCAAUCGACAAAGCUCAGCACUUCAUCGCAUCACACUCAACGAUGCAAAAUGGUAUGCUCUUCCAAGUUUUGAGUGAAUGUUUACAAAAAGUGAGAACUAUCGUAAUAGCAAAGUGUGUAACUGUCAAUAGCUAUGUUAUGUUGUUAUUGACUGAAAUGAUUUACAUAAGUGCGAUUAAGUAUGCCUAUGGAAUGAAUCCCUAUGAACAUAAAGCUAUUAAGAUAUGAGAUCACCACUACGACAGAACAUAGAAGCAAACAUAGAAGAAAUUAGAUUGUAUCUUUUGGUGGCUAUAGUGAAGGCAGCAAGAUAAGUGAUACGUAUAGAAUAAUUCUUAAGCUCGUGAUUUUAUGGCCCCUAUGAAUCUCCAUGACUUAUGCCUAAGUAUCCAAUUUAGAUGAUGAGAUAUUAUAUGUUUAAGAAUUGAUAUGACUCAUGGAUAUGAGAUGCUAAGGACCCUUAGAGCUUACUACAUCAAUGUUGUCAUUGGAGUUAUGACUUGUUUACAAGUUAGAAUAAGUUAACAUGUACAAGAAUUCUUUUGAGGCUUGUAUUAGAUUAUGCUAGAGUGUACUAAUUGGCACAUCCCUGCUAUCAGAAUGCCGCCUAAGAGAGGACGCCCUGUGAGAAACAAUAACAAUCGCAGAAAUCAUAACGCUGUACCAGAAGAACCACAAGAUGCUCGAGGACAUAACCCAUCCCCUCCGCCCCCGACUAGGAGAGUCGAAGAACUCUUUUUAAGGCAAAACCCACCUACGUUUGACGGAACGAGUGAACCAGCUGAAGCUGAGAUUUGGGUGCGUGCAAUGGAACGCAUCUUCAACUUUCUACGUUGUACUGAUGAGGAGCGCCUAUCUUGCGUCUCAUUCCAGCUAACAGGAUCAGCUGACUUCUGGUGGGAAGCACGACGAAAAAUUCUGACACCUGAACAAUGGGCAAGUUAUACUUGGGAAGAUUUUAAGACAGGAUUGUAUGAUAAAUAUAUUCCGAAAAGUUAUAGGAAGAAGAAAGAAGCUGAGUUCUACGAGUUGAAGCAAGGAAAGAAAUCUGUGGUUGAAUACGACAAAGAAUUCUGCAACCUGUCUAGGUUUGCUCCGCAACAAGUGGACACAGAUGAGAAGAUGGCAGAGAAAUUUUGUGCCGGUCUGCGACACGAAAUUAGGAUGACUCUAGCAAGCCACGGAGGACUCUCAUACACGGAGUCUCUGAACAGGGCACUUGACAUUGAAGCUGCAAUGCCGUCGGACAAGUCAGCCCCACCAUUUAUCUCAACGCCAAAUAAUCCACCAGUAGCCUCACAUACUCUCAAAGGGAAGCGCAAGUGGGACAACAACGAAGACAAUAUCAAUCAGACUAGUAAGAAAGUGUGGCAAGAAAAAGAACGGGCCGAACAGUUUAUUCAACCAAGGCACGAGGCACAGACUAACCUCGAGCCAACUAGAGGUAACCAAGGUCAGAAAGGAAUUUCACCUUGCCCAAAUUGUGGUAAGAUGCAUAGGGGUGUCUGUCGUGCCGGAACUAACGGUUGUUACAAUUGUGGCCAAAAGGGUCACUACUCCACGCAAUGCCCCAACAGACAACGAGGUUCAGCAAUUGGGAACACUCGCACCUCCUUGCCAGCAAUACGUGGACACUUGCGAAAUCAGCCUCAAUCACAGCAGUGAAAAUCUUAUGGAGACACCGCAGACAAGAAGAAGCCACGUGGGAACUAGAAGAUAAGAUGAGGGAGAAAUACCCCGAACUGUUUUAGCAGAGAUAUGCAAAUUUCGGGACGAAAUUUUUGUUAAGAGGGGUAGUAUGUAAUGACCCGCAUUUUUAUUUUUAUUUAAUAUGGUAUCGCGAUAAUUAAUAUCGCAUCUUUCAGUAAAUGAAACCCAGCUGCCAGUUAUAUAUGAAUCCAGUUUAUGGUCCUGAUUUUUUUAUCAGAGACGGAGUUAUUAUUUAGCUUUAUACUUUUAUAACGUAUGAGAAAAACGUGACGAGAAUUAUUGAGCCAUUCAAUAAUUUAUUAUCCAGUUUAAUAACUGACUUAGCAAAGUCAAAUUAUUAAUUUAUAUGCGAUAGAAAUAUUAUUUCUAUUAUUUACUUGGAAGUCGUGAUCUAAUUCCGAAUCAUAAGAACGAGUUAAAUUAGAUAUUUAAUUCGUAGAGAGCUAUAACGAAGCGUCGUUAUUUAGUAGAACCCAAUAUUAGUUUUACAAAUACUUGUAACUUCAAUACUUUACAAAUCAUUAUUUUUUUCCACUCCCUAAUGUUUCCUACACUAUACGCAUCCACUCCACCAAAUCCCAUUAUACCUACCUCCCCACCACCACUCCUUUUCCCCCACCACACUAGUGCACCACCAACUCCACUCAAUCGUUUGGCACCAACAAAGAUAGAAAGUUUAAAGAAAAGAGUGUUGCAAAGACUAGUGGAAAGAAGGAAAAUAUCAACUCCCACCACCCUUUGCUCCCUCUCUUUACAGCCACCAAGAGCUUUCUCCAAAGAGCAUAGAAGCCUCCACUUCGUUCAGCCAAGUUCUCAAGUUCCAGUUCAUUCGACACGCCGUAUCCGAAAAGCAAGUUAAAACAUUCAUUCAAUUCUCUGCCAAACUUUAAGUUCAGUCAUUCCAGUUCUUUUAACUCAACAUCACAGCAGCCAACCAAGCCCAAAACAUUCGCAAGGUCAAGCGCGAGAGUAAGAACUAUUCAAGAAGUCACAGUACUUAGCAAAACUUUGCUAUCAGGUUGAGAUGUGAUGGGCGAUGAAGUGUUGCUGAGUGGAGUUUUUGUUGAACUUAAAGUAGGCUCAGAAAGGAUACAUGUCUUCAUACAUGUAUCUCAGUUAUGCAUUCCGCUGUAAACACUGAUUAUUUCAGUUACACCUUCCGUUGCAAA
Molecule: messenger RNA, 3974 nt
Organism: Salvia miltiorrhiza (redroot sage)
Lineage: Eukaryota; Viridiplantae; Streptophyta; Magnoliopsida; Lamiales; Lamiaceae
Exons: 5
Coding region: 1657-2760 (367 amino acids)
Molecular function (GO): zinc ion binding; nucleic acid binding
Source: RefSeq, a predicted model, not a curated record